GGCGGGGGGGGGGGGGUGGCGGAAACACAGCACUGCGACGCUAGUCGCAGGCCGAGCGGGCGGAAGUGCCUGCGCUCUGGGCUCAGGCCGGGGCUGCCACGGGCCCCUAAGGGCCUGCUUUUGAGUCGUGGCAGCGGCGGCAGGGAGUACGAUCCCGCCCAGUCGGGUGUCGAUUUCCCCAGAGGACGGAACCCGGGAGCUGGUAACAAGGCCGUGAGGAGGUGGCAGGCGGCGAGGCCCGGGGAAGGCGGCGAGCUCGCAGCGCCCCCCUCCCCCCCAGGCCUCGGCCCGCAUCCCGGCGCCCACAUGGCCUCCAGAGUGGGCGCGGCCUUGGAAGAGCUGCCUCACGACGGCACGUGUGACGAGUGCGAGCCCGACGAGGCGCCUGGGGCCGAGGAGGUGUGCCGGGAAUGCGGUUUCUGUUACUGCCACCGCCAUGCCGAGGCGCACAAGCAGAAAUUCCUCUCCCAUCACCUGGCCGAGUACGUCCAUGGCGCUCAGGCCUGGACCUCUCGAGGCCCCGGCGAGGGCGCGGGGAAGGAAGACAUCGAGGCCCAAGUGGAGCCCGACAGGGAGAUAGAGAGCGAGUCCGAAGGAGCCAGUGAGUCGGAAGAAGAGAGCGAGACUGAGGAAGAGAGCGAAGAGGAGAGCGACGACGAGGAGAGUGAAGAAGACAGCGAGGAAGAGAUGGAGGACGAGCAAGAAAGUGAGGCCGAAGAAGACAACCAAGAAGGAGAAUCCGAGGCUGAAGGGGAAACUGAGGCAGAAAGUGAAUUUGACCCCGAAAUCGAAAUGGAAGCAGAGAGAGUGGCCAAGAGGAAGUGUCCGGACCAUGGGCUCGAUUUGAGCACCUAUUGCCAGGAAGAUAGGCAGCUCAUCUGUGUCCUCUGUCCAGUCAUUGGGGCGCACCAGGGACACCAGCUCUCCACCCUAGAUGAAGCCUUCGAAGAGCUAAGAAGCAAAGACUCAGGAGGACUGAAGGCAGCUAUGAUAGAGUUGGUGGAAAGAUUAAAGUUCAAGAGCUCAGACCCUAAAGUAACUCGGGACCAGAUGAAACUAUUUAUACAGCAAGAAUUUAAGAAAGUUCAGAAGGUGAUUGCUGAUGAAGAGCAGAAGGCCCUUCAUCUAGUGGACAUCCAGGAAGCAAUGGCCACAGCUCAUGUGACUGAGAUAUUGGCAGAUAUCCAGUCCCACAUGGAUAGGCUGAUGACUCAGAUGGCCCAGGCCAAGGAACAACUUGAUACCUCUAAUGAAUCAGCUGAGCCAAAGGCAGAGGGUGACGAGGAAGGACCCAGGACAUUGCAUCUGCCUCCAAUUGAAAUGCUGUCCAGGAGGAGCCUAUAUUCUAUCAUACAUCUUCUGCCUGCUUUAUCUGGUUUUAUAGUGGGAGGACAAGGCUCAGUAGGAGGGAGCCUAUUGUCACUUUUUGUGCUGUGGUUCUACUCUGAUCAGCUUUUGUCUGCCAUUCAGUGUAGUAGCUAUGCUUGUCAGGCUCAUGUUGUUUAUGUAUUUGACCUCAGCUUAUCAUGAAAACACUUUGUACCAGGAGCUCUAUUCCUUAUGUUCUCAAACAGGAAAGACUACAGAGAAGUUCUUUCAUUCAUUUGUUCAGCAAACAUCUUAAGAGUUCCUGAUGUAUUCCAGGCCUUAUGCCAAGCCUCAGAGAUAUGAGGAUGAUUAAGAUUUUUGUCCCUGCAUUAAAAGAUUUCAAAAGCUAAGCUGAGUACCAUGGCUCAUGCCUGUAAUCCUAGAUACUCCAGAGACUGAUAUCCAGGGAAUCACAGUUUGCAGUCAGCUCAGGCAGAAAAGUUCAUGAGACUUCAUCUCUAAAUUAACCAGCGAGAAGCCUAGGCAGAGGAGUAGUUUGAGCAGUUCAGGUGGCAGAGCACCAGUCCAGAAAACAUGUUGAGCAAUUUUGAGAGCAUUCAAGCCCCAGUACUAUCAAUGAAUAAAUAAAUAUUUAGAAGCUAAUUUGAAGGGGAGUGCUAAAUGAACUAUUUUAGUUUUAAAUUUGUUUAAUAUAAUACCAUUUAAGCAUAAGGAAGUAUUUGUGAAAUAGCAACUAAGGAAAUAUUUUAAUUGUUUACAUAUAUUAAUUUCUUUAAAACAGUCCUAAUGAGUAGUUUAUGUGUUAUCUUUAUUAUCUGAGAUGAAAAUCUGAUCUGCAGAGAGAUUAAUUAUACAAGCAUGAAAUCAACAUAGCUUAAAAGGGGACAGGGCAGGGUGGGGGGGAGUAGAACCAGCAUCCAAACUCAGUCUAACUCCAGAGUGCGAAGUUUUAACCCAAGCACUGUAAUGAUCUUACAAAAUAGAUACAUUGGCUGGGACUAUAGUACAACUAACUCAGAAAGAAGAAUAAAAAAAUGUAGCAUUUCUGGACCUUAGCAGAUGGGUAGGACUAGGUAUUUUAAGAUAGAAAGGAUAGGAAAGCCAUCUAAGCAGAGACAUCAACAAGGAUAAAGUUUCAAAAGUAUGAAAGUGCUUAUGCAGUGUAGAACUAAUGAAUAAUUGGAUGUUUCAGCUACAAGAGGUAAGAAUGAAAGAUGGAUUGGGUCUGGGAUGCCAUUCUGGGGUAUUUUCUGAUAGACUUUACCUCUUGACUACAGUAUUGCCCAAAGAAUUGAAGAGACUUCAGAAUCUUAGGGGUUUCUUCCUCUAGUUAUGAUAUACUAUAGAUAAAUUUUUUAAUGCCUGAGUUUCCCCCAUCAAAAUUUGACACAUUAUUCUACAUCAAGCACAAGUAUGCUGUGAAACAUUAAAUAUAUUAUCCUUUUUCUAUUUGUUAUUUCAUUUGGAAAAAUAAGCAACUGGGAUAAAGAAGUUGCAAAAGGAAAUUGUUCAUUUGAUUAUAUUCUCUUUCUACUCGUGUAGACUGUUCCUACCUUCCUCUGCUUUAAAAUCAAGUUUGGGAAGUAUUUACCUGAGGCACUGACAUUUCCCAAAUAGAGGAUGAAGAUGUUUUACUUAAAAACUAGUCAAAAGUUGGGAUUGGGAAUGUGGUUUAGUGGUAGAGUGUUUGCCUAGCAUGCAUGUAGCCCUGGGUUCGAUUCCUUAGUACCCCAUAAACAGAAAAGGCUGAAAGUAGUGCUGUGGCUCAAGUGGUAGAGUGCUAGCUUUGAGCAAAAGAAGCUAAAGGUCAGUGCCCAGGCCCUGAGUUCAAGCCCUAGGACUGCCCCCCUCCCCAAAAAAACCAACUAGUCAAAGAAUUAAGCUGAUGUGAAAGAAUGCAUGUGAAUCCAUGAAUGUGAUGCUGUGGAGUCUUCCUAGCCUAGAUCUCUUCCUUCUUGCUUGUCUUUCAUGGCCAUUUUGGACUGCAACUAAGCAAAAUAGAUUUUAGGAAUUAAAACUCCAGUCCAUGUUUUAAGAAUAGUUAUGGUUGUUCAAAGUGCC
This is a messenger RNA of Perognathus longimembris pacificus (Pacific pocket mouse), 3390 nucleotides long. It is a transcript of the gene Trim44, whose product is annotated as tripartite motif containing 44. Lineage: Eukaryota; Metazoa; Chordata; Mammalia; Rodentia; Heteromyidae. The transcript is spliced from 5 exons. The record is from RefSeq and is a predicted model, not a curated record. The coding region runs from base 307 to 1530 and encodes 407 amino acids. Gene Ontology annotation, molecular function: zinc ion binding.